AUGGCUGCCGCAAAAGAAGCAUAAAAUACAUUAAUCGGCGUAGUUUUAGUAAAAUUCGGACUAGGCGCUAUAGGUAUAUGGGGAGUUGCUAAUACAUAUUUUUUUUCAUAUUUUUUAAAAUAUAAUCCUGAAUUAAAAUUAAGUGAAUUUAAUUUUUUAGUCACAGUAGCCGCUAUUCCGAUGAUUAUAAUUACUUUGUUUUCUUUAUAGGUAUGCGAAAAAUAUGGUUUUGAGAAAAUAAUUAAAAUUACUAUGAUUAUUAACCCGAUAUGUGUAUUGAUUGGAUCUUAUUAAAAAAAUUUCUAUAUUUUUGCAGCUUUUAAUACUUUAAUUUCGAGUAUUAGUUUCGGGAUUACAGCUAUGCCCAUGCUAUAUUGUCUUUGGAGUCAUUUUCCUUCAAAAACUGGAAAUACUACUGGAAUUGCGCUCGCAAGUUUUGGCUUAGCUACUUUUUUUUAUAGUUUAAUUGUAACUUUUAUUGUUAACCCAUAAAACUUACCAGCUAAUAUAGAAUAUGAAGAAGGAACUUAAGUAAAAUAUUAUUUUAAUGAUAUAUUUGCAAAACAAAAUGUUUAAAAUAUUUAAAAAAUAAACGAAUAGUAAAUGACUAAAAGUAAAUCCGAUAGUCAUCUUUUUAAACCUACAAAUUAAUUAAAAAAUUAAAAUUAUUAAGAUGAUGUAAAUAUAGAAAUAUUAAAUUUAAAAGAAGCAAUAAAAACUCAACCAUUUAUAUUAAUUUAUGUUUCUACUUUCUUUUUAAGUUGCUUUUCAUUAUUCAUUUCCCUUAAUUAUAAAACAUAUGGCUUAACAAAAAUUAAUGAUGACCAUUUUUUGACUUAUUUAAUUUCUAUAACAACUAUUGUUAGUAGUUUAUCGAAUAUAUUAUGGGGAUAUUUAGUAGACAGAUAUUAGUUUAGGAGUGUCUAUAUUUUCCUUAUAUGUAUAAUCUUAAUAUCCGGAUUUAUUUUUCCAAUUAUUUCUUCUAAUAUAUUUGGAUUUUCGAUUAUCUAUUAAAUACUUGGAUCAACAGAAAGAGGAUUAUAUACGAUUAUAGGACCUGGACUUGUUUAAAUAUAUGGAAUUAAAUUAGGAUCUGAAUUAUUUCCUAUAAAAAGCACUUCAUUUUUCUUAGCACUUGUACUUGUACCUGUUAUUUAAGUUUUUUUAUUAAAAAGAUAUACUUAUGAUUAAAUUAUCCAUAUUUUUAAUUUUGGAAUUGCUAUUUCUUUAAUACUUUCUUUUAAACUUAAGAAUAAAUACAAUUAUUAUAAUUGAUGUAGAAUUAUAAAAACAUAAUAUAUAGAUUAAUAAAUAAAUAAAAACU
Ichthyophthirius multifiliis is the source of this 1324-nucleotide messenger RNA. RefSeq names its product major facilitator superfamily protein, putative. The transcript has 4 exons. Lineage: Eukaryota; Ciliophora; Oligohymenophorea; Hymenostomatida. The record is from RefSeq and is a predicted model, not a curated record.